Molecule: messenger RNA, 1941 nt
Organism: Alternaria rosae
Lineage: Eukaryota; Fungi; Ascomycota; Dothideomycetes; Pleosporales; Pleosporaceae
Exons: 10
Coding region: 1-1941 (646 amino acids)
Source: RefSeq, a predicted model, not a curated record
AUGGACGACAGCGAACCUGGGUACCACUCUGAACACACGUCCUUCGUGUCCUCUCGCACAGACCACGAAUACAUCCCCAGAACAGACAAUUUGGAAGGGAGAACAAAUGAGGGUGUGCAAGAAACGCGACUAGUGAUUGGUCUGGACUAUGGCACCACAUACACCGGUGUAGCUUAUGCUACCCCAUCGGGGCACAACUGCUCGCUGGAGACCAUCGACGUAAUGGUAGAUUGGGGUGCGACCGUAGAUGAAAAGGUGCCAAGUGUCAUUUCAUACUCGCGCCCCAACUACGAGUGGGGUGGUGCUUUGAGUGACGAUUCUAUCUCAAUGGUCCACACUAAACUUGAGCUCGGUCUUCAAAGUCGCCUGGGUGAGCUGGACAUGACGCUUCAAAUCCUGGAUGGGAUGUCCAAUCUCAAUAUCGACGAGAUGCUGAGCACCAUGUGCAACUAUGACGAUGUACCUGCCUACUCACACAAAAGCCCGGAAGAGAUAGUCACCGACUAUCUGCAAAAGGUAUUCCAACACCUAGAGAUGGAAGUCGAUCAGUUUGGUCCAAUCGCAAGAAAGUAUACAGCGACUGAUCUUGUAGUUACUGUACCCACUGACUGGUCUUACAUGGCGAUGAACUCAACCUAUCGAGCAUUGAUGAAAGCUGGGUUCAACCGAACGAACUUCCCGAGAUUACAGGACGUCAUGUUCGUCACAGAACCGGAGGCAGCUGCAGUCUAUACUGCGCGCCAUUAUCGAGACGAGCUGGCCCAAACGACUUUGCAGGAGGGGCAGUACUUCAUACUCUGCGAUGCUGGGGGUGGUACAGUGGACGUGGUAUCAUACCAGGUCAAGCGAUUAGAACCAGCCCUCGAGCUGGAGCCGAUUGGAAGCCCGACUGGUGACAAAUGCGGAUCGAUCUUCAUCAAUAUGAAGUUCAAAAAAUGGCUUCGAAAGAUACUCACGGAUGUCCACUACAAAGAACUGGAUCCCAAUUUCGAGAUCGACAAGACUGCGACCCAUGCCUCAGAAACCCCAGCUAUGAGAUCACUCAUGAAGGACUUCGAUUUGAAGAAGAAACAUUUUACGGCAGGCUCGUCUGGUUGCAAACUAGAGCUUCCGCCUCCGUUGGAGAACCUCAUUAUCCAAGGUCGCGUAAAUCAGGGUCUUCUCACAAUCAAGAGGCACGAGAUGGAGUCAUUCUUCGACGCAUCAAUCGAGCAGAUCGUCAUACUGAUCAAGGACCAUAUCAAGAGGAUCCGAGAGCAGCGCCGUAACCGCCCCAAAAACCUGUUCUUGGUAGGAGGAUACGGCGAAUCGGAGUACCUUCAAGCUCAGAUACAGGAGAUGCUACUGCAUGAACGACUGAUAAUGCAGUACUGGAGGCCCCAAAAGUCUUGGACAGCAGUUGUUCGCGGUGCGGUCGUUUGUGGUAUCGAGAAGAACUUCACUAAAAGCUUGAAGCGGACGGACUCUUGCCGAAACAGCUACGCAAUAUGUCUGGAUGAAAGCUACACUUCGACAUACCAUGGUAAUCAAGAAGAGAUCAUCGAACAUGGCGGAGGUACUUUCGCUAAAGGACAACUCACGUGGCUGCUGAACAAAGGCGACCUUGUCCUGUUAAAUGAAUCGACGAAGCGGUCCAAAACGAUACAUAUCCGGCUGUCGAAACAGCGACAGGACAUGAUGACUUUGAAAAUCUGGCAAUACAUGAGCGACGAGAGAUACCGCCCCACACGUCUCGAAGACGCUACUGACGAACUUCGAAACGCAGGCGAACUUGGCAUUGACCUGAGUAAAAUCCAAUUUGAUCGUGUGCGUCAAAGGCUUGGAAAGCCCACGUACUUCACGGCUGAUUUGGAGCUGGUACUGGACCUGGAGUGGGACAAACUACGGGCGACUCUGUGGUGGAAACAAACAGAACUAACAAGCAUUUCGGUACUAUACUAG